This is a messenger RNA of Anopheles funestus (African malaria mosquito), 859 nucleotides long. It is a transcript of the gene Ctr1B, whose product is annotated as high affinity copper uptake protein 1. The transcript has 3 exons. The record is from RefSeq and is a predicted model, not a curated record. Gene Ontology annotation, biological process: copper ion transmembrane transport. Lineage: Eukaryota; Metazoa; Arthropoda; Insecta; Diptera; Culicidae. Bases 295 to 750 code for a protein of 151 amino acids. Gene Ontology annotation, cellular component: membrane. Gene Ontology annotation, molecular function: copper ion transmembrane transporter activity.
UCCGUUAUCAGCACUCCAUGUCUUAGGUAGAAACGUUUAUCGUUGGCCGAAUGGGUAUCAGAAGAACCUGGUCGACAUCUAAUCGAUUGAAUUCCACGAUUGAUUUGUACGGAGCUUCAGCGUGUUUGCAUUGUACAGGCUUUAUAAGACAUUGGAGUGUUACGAUUCCUAACGCACCAGUCGUUACAUGCGCCUGUACCGGUUACGUACGCAUCGUGAAAGCAUUCCUCCAGAGCAGACGUCCCUGAGGUAGUUACGGGAUUUCAGUGAGUGUGUGAGUGCAGCAAACUAACAAUGUCUCACAACCAUGGUGGACCGGACGACAUGGAGAUGGCUUGUCCAAUGCAGAUGUCGUUCCAUGGUGGAAGCUGCGAAGUGAUCCUGUUCCCCAGCUGGGCUACAACCGAGGCCGGUGCAUUCGUUGGCGCCACCAUCGGGUUCUUUCUGCUAGCGUUCGCCUACGAGGGUCUCAAAUACGGCCGCGAGCUGCUCCACUUCUCCGAUGCAGCGAAACGGGGCACCGAAGUCAACGAUAAGCGUACGCUCCGGCAGGCGCUGUUCAGCCGUGUGCAUAUCGUGCAGACGUUGCUGCAUUUGCUACAGGUAAGCGUCUCCUACAUCCUGAUGCUGAUCGUAAUGACGUACAACUGUUGGCUCUGUCUUGCGGUGGUACUGGGCGCCAUGUGCGGCUACUACGUUUUUGGCUGGGUCCGGAACAGCUCCGUCGAUCCAACCGAGCAUUGUAACUGAGCGAUGGACGUGUUGCAGCUGUACCAAACUGCAAUCAAUCGAACACAAAUCUGAUGAGACCUCCACUUAUGAAUAGUAUGUAAAAUAAAACUUAAGUGUGCAUACUUUA